AUGGCGUCCAGAUUCUUCAGCUGCUCAGUGCCUGAUUGUGAAAGACCGAGUGUCAGAGCAAACGGCGGUUGCAAUAGCUGUAAUCGCCACUUAUGCCUCACCCACUUGUCUCGUUCUUUCCAUACGUGUGACGAGACUUUGGAUGACGUAGCUUAUGAGUCGCAAAUUGCAGCCGAGAUCGAUCGUCUCCGCUCUCGGAUCAACGAUGCGGCCGUAUGCCAACUUGCGUCCAGACUGAAUGGCGGUCGAAGUUGUAGAAUUGAGCACUCGUCCAAGGUUGGACAGGGCGCUCUCAUGGGAAGCGCCAACUAUCAUGCCCGCAUACGCUUCCAAGACGGCUCCCCCUCGUGGCUCCUUCGAGUUCCACGAGUGGUAAGUUUCGCCGUUGGUCUUCCCAUCCCGUUAGCAGACUAUCUAAUAACCAGCGAGUACGCCACAUUGAAAUUUCUCGAAACCACUUCAGUGCCAGCACCUCGAGCUUUCAACUAUGGUGUAUGCAGCAAUGGGACAGACCAUGGUGUCGGCGUGGCUUUCCUUCUUAUGGAAGAGCUACCAGGAAGACCCUGGACAGGCCAAGGAGUGUCGGGUACAACGGCCACUGACGACGAGAAGGCCAGGAUUUGGAGUGGCCUCGCCGAGAUCCUGGCUGAGUUAGAACAUCACCCCUUUCCCAAAGCUGGGUCACUGUGCUUCCAGUCAUCCAGUGUCGAAAUUUCGGCCGUAGCGAGCGACAGAUUCGUCGUCCUCACUCCUAAUGGCCCAUUUCAUAACUCAACAGCAUAUUAUACUGCUUUUGCUGAGCAGUACUUGACGCUGAUUGCAGACGGCCAACUCUACACGGAGUAUCCUAUCAAUGCGUACCUAGUAUACCGCUUUCUAAAAGACAACGUGUCACAGCUAGCCGAACAAGGAGGAGAAGCGAAGCCAUCAGAGGAAUUCUUUUUAAAGCACGUCGACGACAAAGGCGACCACUUACUUGUCGACGAUGACCUUCACAUCACAGGCAUUAUUGACUGGCAGAUGGCACGCGUCGUACCACGACGUGAAGCCUUCGGUCCGUCGCUUGUUACUGCCGACAUGAAUGCAUUGUGCGGUGGUAAGGUCUCGAUCAGUACCGAUGAUGUGGCCUUGACGGAUGCACUGCGGCAAAAGGGCCUCUCUUGGAUUACCAGCUGCGCGAUCAACGAGAAAGCCAGGAGGUUUUUCUGGGGCCUGGCCUUGGAAUCCGAAUGGUUGAAUGCGUUGCCAUUGGCAAUCGCGAUACUAGAAGUCUUUGGUGUCAGCCAAGAUUGGGCACAGUGGAGGGAGACGGCACUGAAGGAAUACGAGACUGACGAGCGUCUAAAUGGCCUUGUCUCGAGCAUCUCACGCUGACUCGACAAUGGCUGCUGGAUUGCUCUCGGGUCUGAUACAAGAGAGCAUGCCGCUCGCCACAAUGGAUU
Molecule: messenger RNA, 1442 nt
Organism: Trichoderma asperellum CBS 433.97
Lineage: Eukaryota; Fungi; Ascomycota; Sordariomycetes; Hypocreales; Hypocreaceae
Source: RefSeq, a predicted model, not a curated record